Rosa rugosa (rugosa rose) is the source of this 1946-nucleotide messenger RNA. Its product is annotated as allantoinase. Gene Ontology annotation, biological process: allantoin catabolic process; purine nucleobase catabolic process. Gene Ontology annotation, cellular component: cytoplasm. Bases 74 to 1591 code for a protein of 505 amino acids. The record is from RefSeq and is a predicted model, not a curated record. Lineage: Eukaryota; Viridiplantae; Streptophyta; Magnoliopsida; Rosales; Rosaceae. The transcript has 15 exons. Gene Ontology annotation, molecular function: zinc ion binding; allantoinase activity; cobalt ion binding.
GCAUUGGUCGCUUAAGUGCAUAAGAAAAAGUGAGUCACGUGUUAACGAUAGUCAGAAAUUUUGAUCAGAAAAAAUGGAGGCGCUGCUAUUGAGGCUCUUACCUCUGCUAACACUACUCCUUUCUUUCCUAGUGUUCUUCUAUUUCCAAGACUCAUCCACGCUAAAUCAGAAGCAAUGCAGCCUGCUUCCUUACCAACACUAUUGGAUAGCAAGCAAGCGCAUUGUGACACCUCAAGGGGUCAUUUCUGGACUAGUUGAGGUGAAGGAGGGGAAGAUUGCCUCCGUUGUUAAAGAAGAGGAUGAGGAUGGGAAAACCAAGUUGGAGAAUGUAAUUGAUUAUGGAGAGGCUGUUGUCAUGCCUGGCUUGAUUGAUGUGCAUGCACAUCUUGAUGAUCCUGGACGAAGUGAGUGGGAAGGAUUUCCAUCAGGGACUAAAGCUGCUGCUGCUGGUGGUAUAACAACCUUGGUUGACAUGCCUCUAAAUAGCUUUCCUUCCACUGUCUCUAGAGAGACUUUGGAGCUCAAGCUUAAGGCUGCGGAAAGCAGAAUUUAUGUUGAUGUUGGUUUCUGGGGAGGCCUUGUCCCUGAAAAUGCAUUCAACAAAUCUGCUCUUGAGGAUCUCUUAAAUGCCGGUGCUCUUGGUUUGAAGUCUUUCAUGUGUCCAUCAGGGAUCAAUGACUUUCCUAUGACAAACAGCAGUCAUAUUAAGGAGGGUCUGUCUGUACUGGCAAAAUAUCGAAGGCCUUUACUUGUACAUGCAGAGAAACAACUAGAUCCUGAAGCUAACUUGGGAGUCGAAGAUGGUAGUAAUGAUGCUCGUUCCUAUUCGACGUAUCUUACGACUAGGCCACCUUCAUGGGAAGAGGCAGCUAUAAAGGAUCUCGUUACCUUGACAAAGGACACAAGGAUCGGUGCUCCUGCAGAAGGAGCUCAUCUUCAUAUUGUGCACUUGUCUGACUCAAGCUCUUCAUUAGAUCUUAUUAAGGAAGCAAAAAGUGGUGGCGACAGUUUAACUGUUGAGACGUGCCCCCACUACUUAGCUUUCUCAGCCGAAGAGAUUCAGGAUGGAGAUACUCGUUUUAAGUGUUCUCCACCCAUCCGUGAUGCUGUCAAUAAGGAAAAACUGUGGAACGCUUUGUUGGAAGGGGAUCUUGACAUGUUAAGCUCUGAUCAUUCUCCAACAACACCCGAACUUAAGCGUCUGGAUGAUGGUGACUUUUUAAAGGCUUGGGGUGGCAUAUCGUGCUUGCAGUUUGUUCUUCCUGUGACAUGGUCGUAUGGCCAGAAAUAUGGAGUAACUUUAGAACAAAUGGCUCUGUGGUGGAGUGAAAGGCCGGCCAAGCUUGCUGGACAAAAACUAAAGGGGGCAAUUGCAAUCGGAAAUUAUGCAGAUAUUGUAGUAUGGAAUCCAGAUGUUGAAUUUGACCUUGACGAUGACUAUCCAGUAUACAUUAAGCAUCCGGGUAAUUCAGCCUACAUGGGAACAAAGUUAUCUGGAAAAGUCUCAGCUACUUUUCUUAGAGGAAACCUUGUCUUCAAAGAAGGGAAUCAUGCUCCUGCAGCCUGUGGUGUUCCGAUUCUGGCAAAAUAACAACUCGAAUAAUUCCAAUCAUCAAUCAUCUCACCUAUUCAAGUUUGUGACCAAGGUGGCUCACUUUCAGCAAUUCUUGGCACUACAGGUCCCAUUGUUUCAUCCUCCUCGGCUUGACUGCAUUCUGAUAGUACCUGUUCAUACAAGACAGCUCUGAAUAAUUCCACAAGAAUGAGAAUCUAACUCCCAGUCUGAUAUCAGAAUCGCCCUUCCACAUCCACUAAUAAUACUGUAUGCAUGUUAAAUAAUAAUUUGAUGCCACAUCUCCAGGCAAUGUAAAUAGUGCUUUCCCAAAUAUGUAAUCGACAGUUUGAUGUAAAAUUUGAUCUUGAAUCCAAUUGCAAUUGCUGGUGAA